AUGAGUCUCAUAGAGGCUGCACAGCACCACAAAGAGCCCGCAGCAGUUCUUCUACUGCCCGCAGACCAAACCAGGUUCUGGUGUUUUAAAGGUGCUGCAAUUAUAAUUCUAUUUUCUGUGAGCUUCUGUAUUCCGGAGGAGUUCUUCAGUAAAGCUUUAUUUAUCAUCGGUGCUGCUGGAGCCCUUGGUUUUGUUCUCAUUCAGCUUGUAGUUCUGAUUGAUGUUGGAUAUUUUUUGAACCUGAUGUGGGAGAAAAAGACAACGGAAGGGGGUUCACGCUGUUGGCAUAUCGCAGUGCUGGCAGCUACCUGUCUCAAUUACAUGCUCUCCUUAGUCACUGCCAUCAUUUGCUUCAUCUUCUAUGCUUCUGGUUCCUGCAUUCAGAAAACCUUCUUCAUUAUCUUCAACGGCCUAAUUUGUGUUUUAGCAUCCAUAAUAUCUCUUCACCCAAAGGUUCAGGAACUGCAAAGUGGGUCUGGUCUUCUUCAGUCUUCACUGAUCACGCUGUAUGUUCUAUAUCUCACCUGGUCAGCAAUGACAAAUAUGCCAGUAAAUGCCUCCAAACUCAUUGUACAACAAGAUGAUGACCCCAAACAUACUACUAAGGGAACGCAGCAGUUUGUCAAAGCUAAAUUAUGGAGAAAUCUUGGCUGGGAAAGCCAGUCACCCGAUUUAAAUCCAGCUGAAGAGAAAACGUAA
Polypterus senegalus (gray bichir) is the source of this 699-nucleotide messenger RNA. RefSeq names its product serine incorporator 1-like. The record is from RefSeq and is a predicted model, not a curated record. Gene Ontology annotation, cellular component: membrane. The coding region runs from base 1 to 699 and encodes 232 amino acids. The transcript is spliced from 6 exons. Gene Ontology annotation, molecular function: nucleic acid binding. NCBI's taxonomy places the organism in Eukaryota, Metazoa, Chordata, Cladistia, Polypteriformes, Polypteridae.